AUGUUGACGCCCGUGGUUCCCUACAGAAGUUUUGGACAAUUCACGGAAGAAACAUCGCUGAUUCUUAUUUAUGUGGACACGAACACAUCUCCGAAUCUUCGCCUUUACGAAAACCUACAGUUGUUGAAUGACCGAACAUUAAUCUUUUACGUACAUGAGCCAUUCUUGGAAUAUAUUCGUACUCACUGUAAUCAGCAUGCAAAUUUAAUUUUGUCUACUGCACUAGUAGAUGAACUUGUACGACAAGUACACCACUUACCUAACGUUGAUUCCGUAUACAUUCAUCACCAUGAAGCCGAUCGAUAUAAUUUACUAUCACAAUCAUGUUCUAAAGUGAGGGCCGUCUAUCGCAAUCCGGAUAAUUUGUUUUCUCAAAUUGGUAUUGAUCUUGGUCUGCUUUUCUUUAAACGAUUCGAACAAUAUAAGAAGAAUGGUGAUAUUAGUGCAGCAAACGAAUGUCAUCAACAUUCACUGGAAAUGUACAAUAUUGUAAACGAAUGUAUGAAGGCAGACGAAGAAGAAAUUAAAGAGUUCAGUCGAUUGUAA
Messenger RNA from Didymodactylos carnosus, 546 nucleotides. NCBI's taxonomy places the organism in Eukaryota, Metazoa, Rotifera, Eurotatoria, Philodinida, Philodinidae. The record is from the annotation of a GenBank genome assembly.